UUUUUAAAUGGAUUUAUCACAAUUGGACUUGAUUUCACAACACGAAGAUGAUUGUUCAUUGACACAUAUUGAACUUGAUGAUGUUGUGCCCAUCGAAAUGGACCCUCAAAAUGAUGGAAAUGAAAUUGUUGCUAAUGACCAAUUGAAUGAUGGUGUGGAUAAUUGUCGGUCCAAGGCCAAGCUCAUAGAUGGAGAUAAAGUUGUUGAGGAGCCUAAGAGCGGUAUGCUAUUUGGCUCCAUAGAGGAAGUCGUUGACUAUUAUAGGAAUUAUGGAAAGCAAGCGGGCUUUGGUGUGACACAAAAGAAGAAGAAAAAGUAUGAAAAUGGAGAUGUACACUACAUCAGUCUGACAUGUGCUCGCGGAGGCAAAGCAUCAUCCAGUUCAAGUAAUAACCUAUGCAAGGCUAGCAAAACAAGCAAAACGGGGUGUCAGGCUACUUUGAAUGCAACGUUAGUGGAUACAUCGUGGUAUGUGACAAAUGUAAAUCUAGGGCAUAAUCACGACUUAAGCCCAGGUAAAGCGAGAUACUUUCGGUGCAACAAGAAGUUGGAUCCUGCUACGAAGAGAAAGCUUGAUAUAGAUGAUAGAGCUGGAAUCCGCACAAAUAAAAUUUAUAACGCACUAGCCGUUGAAGCGGGGGGUUAUAAGAAUCUUACAUUUGGAGAGAGAGAGUGUCGCAAUUAUAUUGCGAACUCAAGACGCCUUCGCCUUGGUACAGGAGGUGCCGCAGCACUUCGUGACUAUUUCAAUAGAAUGCGGAACGAAUUUGUGGAUCAAUACGAUAACGCUUUGCGCAGGAAGGUUGAGGUUGAGAAUGUUGCUGAUUUCGAUUCCUUCAAUACCACCAUUUCAUGUGUGAUCGAACAGGUAGAAAUUAAUGAAUCCUAUAGGAAAAAAAUCGUUUUUAAUGUUUGCUACAAUGGCCCUGUAUAUGAAGUGAAUUGUAGUUGCCGUUUGUUUGAAUCAAGAGGAAUUUUGUGCAAACAUGCCAUAUCCGUGUUGACUACAUUUGAAGAUGUCGAUUUCUUGCGCGAAAAGUAUUUUCUAAAUCGAUGGAGGAAGGAUUUGAAGCGGCCAUAUAAGUUAAUCAAGAGUAGUUAUGAUCCUUUGAGUGGCAACCCUACUGCAGAUCGAUAUGCUGAACUGAGCAACAAUGUGCUGAAGUUGGCCGCUAUUGCAGCACCAAACGUGGACCAUUGCAUGGAAUUGCAAAGUAUGUUGAUAUGCUAA
This is a messenger RNA of Alnus glutinosa, 1231 nucleotides long. RefSeq names its product putative protein FAR1-RELATED SEQUENCE 10. The record is from RefSeq and is a predicted model, not a curated record. The coding region runs from base 8 to 1231 and encodes 407 amino acids. Gene Ontology annotation, molecular function: zinc ion binding. The transcript is spliced from 4 exons. Lineage: Eukaryota; Viridiplantae; Streptophyta; Magnoliopsida; Fagales; Betulaceae.